AUGGGCAAAAGAGUGCUACUUUUCAAUAUCUCUAGUGAAUUUCAACUAAAAUCCCUUCUAGGCGAAGGAGCUUAUGGAGUAGUGUGUUCCGCCGUGCACAAGCCCACAGGCGAACUAGUCGCUAUAAAGAAAAUCGAGCCCUUCGACAAACCAUUAUUUGCACUACGUACUUUACGCGAGAUCAAACUACUGAAACAUUUCCAUCAUGAAAAUAUAGUCUCCAUAUUCGAUAUCCAAAGACCAGAUUCCUUUGAAAAUUUCAAUGAAGUCUAUAUCAUACAAGAAUUAAUGCAAACAGAUUUGCACCGAGUAAUCGCUACACAACAACUUACAGACGAUCAUAUCCAAUAUUUCCUAUACCAAACUUUAAGAGCACUAAAAACGCUUCACGGUUCUAACGUGAUCCAUCGAGAUCUAAAGCCUUCCAACUUGUUAAUCAACGCUAAUUGCGACCUCAAGGUCUGCGAUUUCGGUCUAGCACGAAUCGCCGAACCAGGAAACGACCUCUCCCAGGAUUCGAACCCGCAAUGCGGACUUACCGAAUACGUUGCCACCCGCUGGUACAGAGCGCCGGAAGUUAUGUUAACAGCCGCGCAGUACUCGGCGGCUAUGGACGUGUGGUCGUGUGGCUGUAUACUAGCCGAGCUAUUCUUAAAGAGACCGCUGUUCCCGGGGCGCGAUUACCGACACCAACUAACGCUGAUUUUUGGCGUAUUGGGAACGCCCCGGGGACGCGACCUCCGGGCUGUUCCUUCAAGACGCGCUCGUGAGUACAUCGCUACUUUGCCCCGGAGCGAAGGAAUCGUCCCCUUGGCGCGCGUUUUCCCUCCGGGGACCAGCCCUGAGGGCAUCGAUUUAUUGCGCAGGAUGCUCAGGUUCGAUCCUCGUGGGCGGAUUACAGCUGAGCAAGCACUUGCACAUCCAUACUUGCGAACUUAUCACGAUCCUCGUGAUGAGCCCUCAGGCGAGGCUAUUUCCCCCGGUUUCUUCACUUUUGACCGUCAAAAAGAUGUGCUGACCACCAAGGAUCUUAAACGUAUGUUGUGGGAUGAAAUCUUUAUUUCAUCGUAG
Torulaspora delbrueckii is the source of this 1071-nucleotide messenger RNA. RefSeq names its product mitogen-activated serine/threonine-protein kinase FUS3 (gene FUS3). Gene Ontology annotation, molecular function: MAP kinase activity; ATP binding. The coding region runs from base 1 to 1071 and encodes 356 amino acids. Gene Ontology annotation, biological process: protein phosphorylation; intracellular signal transduction. The transcript has a single exon. Gene Ontology annotation, cellular component: nucleus; cytoplasm. The record is from RefSeq and is a predicted model, not a curated record. NCBI's taxonomy places the organism in Eukaryota, Fungi, Ascomycota, Saccharomycetes, Saccharomycetales, Saccharomycetaceae.